Messenger RNA from Choloepus didactylus (southern two-toed sloth), 558 nucleotides. RefSeq names its product prolactin induced protein (gene PIP). Gene Ontology annotation, cellular component: extracellular region. Bases 16 to 459 code for a protein of 147 amino acids. The record is from RefSeq and is a predicted model, not a curated record. NCBI's taxonomy places the organism in Eukaryota, Metazoa, Chordata, Mammalia, Pilosa, Megalonychidae. Gene Ontology annotation, molecular function: aspartic-type endopeptidase activity. Gene Ontology annotation, biological process: regulation of immune system process; proteolysis. The transcript has 4 exons.
CAUUCUGCCUCCAGCAUGUAUUCUUUCCAGUUCCUGUCCAGGGCCGGCCCUGCCACCUUGCUCCUGGUUCUCUGCCUGCAGCUGGGGACCAGCAAAGCUCAGGAAGACAACCGGAAGGUGAUGAUAAUGGAUUUGCAGGUGCAGAAAACAGCAAAAGCAAAUGAAGAGUUCCCUGUGACGCUUAAAAUUCAAACUCAAUUGAGAGAAUGCAUGGUGAUUAAAACUUACCUCUUAAGCAACACCACGUUGAGUGGUCCUUCCACAUUUCAACAAACCCUCUGCCUAUGUGAUGAUAAUCCAAGGACCAUUUUCUGGGACUUCCAGAGCAACUACACUACAAAAAUUGUAGCUGUGGCUGACGUUGUUCGGGAGUCAGGUAUCUGCCCUAAUGAUAAGGCAGUAAUACCCAUUCAAGCAAAUCGUUUUUAUACCAUCCGUACAGUAACAAUAGUACCCUAAUGGAAGUUCUUGUGUCUCUGUCCCCACACCCAACUGGUUUCAACGAAGGCAAGCUGCUUCUUGUCUGUGGGCAUCUGCUGUGGUCUGUCAAAUAAACUU